CCUUACCCCCAAUUCAUCAACCAAAAACAAUUCAAAAAACAUACUCUGUACAAUAUAAGUCCAAAAUCCAUAUCCAAAAAAAGUGUAAGAAAUUAAAAUGGGUGCAAGAUUGUCUACAAUCCCAGAGAACAGAGGGCCUUUGGUGAGUGCCACCGCAGGGCCGGGUUCAUACCCAUCGGGGUAUAAUAAACCCGCCGCCAGCCGUGACCGGUACAACUGGUCUAACAGCUUUCCAGCUGAGAAUAAGGCACCUGCUGCUCCUGUUUGUGCUGCAUUCCCCUUUCCCCCUGCUAAUUCUAACCCCUCUAAUAAUUAUCCUGCUGCCACCACUACUAAGUCAUCAUCUGUUGCCGCUGGCUGCGGUGGUGAUGUUGCUGGUGGCGGCCGCGGUGGUGCUUUUCCUGUUAAUGUUAAACCCGCCAAUACUAAGGAAGUUAUUGUCUUCCAUUCCUCAACCAAGUGGAAGGAAUACUUUGAAGCCUCAAAGCAAUCCAACAAACUGGUGGUAAUAUAUUUUACGGCGACAUGGUGUGGGCCGUGUCGUUACAUGGAGCCAAGCAUCAAAGAAAUAGCGGCUAAACACACUGAUAUCGACCUGGUCAAGAUUGACGUGGACGAGUUAUUUAAUGUGUCGCGGGAGUAUGGAGUACAAGCAAUGCCUACAUUCUUGUUCAUGAAGAAGGGAAAGCAAAUUGACAAGGUUGUUGGAGCAAGAAAGGAAGAGCUUCAAAGGAAGGUUGAGAAGCACAAGGCUUAAUUCACUUGUAGUACGUGCUAGCGUGUUUUUAGACUAGUAUUAAGGCUUUUUAGUUAAGUUUAGUAUCUAAAUAAUUAUGUACGCAGUAUGCGUGAUUAACGGAACGGGUGUACGUUUUCAUUACCAUAAUAUAUAUGUACUUGCAUCAAUUGCCGGUGUACGUAGCUUAAUUAUUAGCUUGAAGUCUUGAACGUAGGUCACGUCUCCUUACCGAGAACUCGAAAAUUAAGUACACCUUGUAAACUUCCGAUUUUAUAAUAUACGUAAUAUAGUACUUUGUGAGCAUAUA
Molecule: messenger RNA, 1046 nt
Organism: Spinacia oleracea (spinach)
Lineage: Eukaryota; Viridiplantae; Streptophyta; Magnoliopsida; Caryophyllales; Amaranthaceae
Product: thioredoxin H-type
Exons: 3
Coding region: 98-757 (219 amino acids)
Source: RefSeq, a predicted model, not a curated record